ACAUUACUCUUGGAGUUUCUACUAGUCAGCUGUAAAAAGUAUUAACGUGAAAGUAGAAGUAGGAGCAUAUUGAAUCUGUGGGUCGGUACUUCAAGUUUGCUAAAAUGACUGUGUGGUAAUCCGGUUGAGCUGGUGGCCUAAUCCCGCAAAACUCUGCAUGGGAUUAUUUGUGGGUGAGUCUCCGUGUGUGUUUUUCUUUGGGACGUGUCAGGUUUAACAGUUUGUGAUUUGACCCGUCUGGUUUUUGCUCGACUGUCUGGCUCCUUCUGCAGAUGGAUAUAGCCGUAUCAGAUAGAAGGUUUCACUUUUAUGUUAACAAGCUUCUACCCAUUGUAUAGCUUAAAAUGAUGUCCAAAACACACAGAUGUCUUAACUACAGCAGUUGGCAGGAGACUCGGGUAAACACGAAAAGCAACAAUCCUGUGCAGAAGAUCAGCAGAAAGGACUUUGCAACCUCAACAGUACCUGCGUGUGAUGGAGCUAAAGCGAGUGCCAGCAGUGCUUCUAAAGCCAGUGUGAUUUGCAGAAGGAGCAGCAGUCUCAGCAGUAGAGGAGACGACUCGACAGCCAGCGGCAGUAAAAUUAGUGGCAGUAGUGGCAUCCUCAGCUACCAAGGUGGCAUUGGUCCACAGGCUAAGAGACAAGCAUCCCACCCAGCCAGACCACCUCCACGCUGGCAUAGCAGCCGAAGCUUUUCAUCCCUCCAACCCACCUCUCUCCCUGUUGCUCCAUUUAAGAGAAGCAGCCACUCUCUCAGCAGACUUGACCAAAGACCUCCCGCUAAAGAUUCAGGUCGAGCAGGUGCAAGUUCACAAGCAAAAAAGGGACAAGCCAACGGCAGGAGGCUGUCAUCCUCUUUGGAGCAGAUCAGCUCCUCCCUGGUUUCUUCAAAUGUGUAUCAUCAUCACAACAACAAAGGAAAGAAAGAGACCAGAGAACCCUCUGGGAUAAAAGGCAGCUGGGUCCAAACAGUUUUGAAGAACGUGCGGUCAAGCUCUCUUUCAGAGCAGAAGGCAGAGCAGCUGAAAGAGCAGAUCAGAGCCGAGUGGACAGAAGAUUCACAUCAACUGCAGCAUGAGCAGACAACCAAAGAGCCAGGAGAGCAAAGCUCAGUCGCUUUAGACUCUCCAUACCCUCAUCUACAUCUUUCUAAUACUACCAAUACUCCAUACCUGGUGGAAGAGGAUAAAAGUGCUCAUCAUUCAGACCUCCUUAGUGGAAGCACUCAAACUGCUCCAGAUGUGACAGAUGCAUCCUGGGCUGAUGGAUAUCAAAGUGACAGCUCCGCUUCCACAGUAGUCCUGUUGUCAAAUGAUGAAAAUGUAGAGGAACAAUCAGACAAUGACAGUACAACUGAGCAGAAUCAGCAGCAAUCUGAAAUCGCAACGCAGACAGAGGAACAGCAGGAGUCCAAUAACACCCGUGAAUGCUCAAAGUACAAGGAAAAGCUCCCAAAUGAGCACCAGACUGUCCAACUCGUCAGAGAGUUGGAACAGAUACAGAAGGAGCUGUCCAGAGUUCAACAGCUAAACGGGAAUCUGCAGGAAGAGCUCCAACAAGAGAGAGAAAGUCAUUUGAAGAAGCUGCUUGUUCUACAGAACGGCACCAAUUCGUCUUCAGAACAACUGCAGAAAGUAAACCACAAACUCAGAAUGGAGCUGGAGGUGCUGGAGCGGAGUCUGGAGGAGGCCAAAGAAGCUGAGCUACGGCGAAGGGUAGACUUCCUAGCUCAACAAGCACAGUUGCUGGUUACAGGUGAUGCCACAGCACUUGCUCAACUUCAACUGAAGCAAGAUCGCCAGCUGUUUCAGGAGCAGCAGCUGGAGUGGGAGCGUUGUGUGGCCUCCUUAAAGUCCCAGCUGAACGUCAGCGAGGAGAAGAGGAGGGACACUGAGUCCCAUUUGACACAGAUCCAGCAGGAAUUACAGAGUCAACACAGUCUCCAACAGGAAGCCGAGCAGCUGCGGAAGAAUCUCCAAGAAAUGUCGGCUCAGCUUCGAACUUACGAGGACGCACAGGCUGAAAAGGAGGUUCGUCUGCAGAAGCACCUCAUGCUGCUUCAAGCGAGUCAAGAGAGAGAGCGAAGGAGCUUGGCUGCUAGCCUAGUUAAGGCUGAACAACACUCGCAAGACCUGCAGGACAAACUGGACAGGACCGAGGAGCAGUUGGAGGACUUUAACAGGAGUCAGGCAUUGACCAGAGAGAUUGAGGAGGCCCAACAACAGCUGCAGGAAGAGUUGGCGUGCACCGUAUCAGCCGUGCAGCAACUCCAGGAGGAAAGAGAGCAGCUCAACCAUCUCUGUCAUGAGCUGCAGAACCAGUUAUCAGAGACAGACAGCGAGACGAGCAGACUACAGGACCGCCUGAAUACAGAAGAAACCCACUAUUACAAUUUGGAGCACUCAUACGAGAGAGCUUGUGAAGAACUCCAGGUGGCGUUAGGCAAGGUGAAGCAAAGGGAGACUGAAACACAGGACAUACGAGAAGACUACGAGAGACUGCUCGACAGGAAGGAGCAAGAGCUCUGUGAAAUUUUGUUAAAGAUGGAAGUCUUAGGUAACAGCUUGGAAGAGACAGAAGGCAAACUGGGUGAAAUGAUGAAAGUUUGCACCUGUGCUCCUUCUCAGAUGGAGCCUGUUGAGCAGAAGGAGAGAAAACAGUUUCCUGUUGAACCGUUCACUGUAGACGAGAGCAGGACAAAUGCAGCAGACACUUCACAGUUGUCCCAUAGCUCAAACAUGACUCUGGUAAGUGGCGCUGAUCCUCAUGAAUAUAAAAGGCGGCGUUCUUGCUCAGUGGAUGCAUCAUGCCAGUACAUUGCCACAGUAGGAGAUGAUCCAGAAAAGUUCAUGUCUACAAUCCAGCUGCUGGAAACCAAGCUGUUUGCAACAGAGGAGAAACUGAGGGCUAUUACGCAGCGACUCGAGGAGCAGCAGAGCCACAUCAGCUGCCAGGAUCCCCACCUCUGUUCACAGCUCACACAAAGCCGAGCCACCUCCCAGCACCUCAGCCUCCUGCUGCACAGCCAGGCCAAGCAGAGCCAAUGCUUCGCCCAGGAGACAGAGAACCGCUGCAGGAUGUUGGUGGGCAGGUUUCAGCUAUCUCUGAACAUUGUGCGAGCCUGCAGAGAGAGGAUUCAAUCAACCGCCGUCAAUAUUCCCGACAUUGAGAGGCAGCUGGCCACUGUUGCUGCCUGCCUUCAGCAAGGGGAGAGAGAUGCAGAAAGAGUCCAGCAUGAGUCACAUAAUGCAAGCAAAGAAGAUGGAAAGAUCCUCAGCAAGAUGGAGUUAGAUGGAUCUGAGAGGGACGCUGCUCCUAAACCCACUAAUACACACUCCUUACGUGUGGUGCCAAGUGUCGAGAACUGUUUGCUCAGGGAACUGUUCAUAGUAGAAAAAAUGCUGUCUGUCCUUCAGACUCCAAGUAGUGUUUAUCAGAUAGAUACAGUUUCAAGAGAGGACGAAAGGGAUGUGGUGCAGCGUUACAAAAGCAUGAUCUCCCAAAGACUAGCCUUAAAAAUAGAGGAAAGGUUUGAGUCUGGGAGACUAGACUGUUGCACUCGUGAACCCUUAGAAAGCAUAAUUGGAAGAGUCUGUGCUGAAGCAGAGCUCAUUUAUGCUGGAUUAAAACUCCAGCAACAGCAUGAGAGCAGGAGCCACACGGACGGUCAAGAGGUGGGGAAUCAAAGGGAAGGUCGGGCUGAUAUAAGUCUCUCCGAAUUAGCUCAUGGUGGAGAGCAAAUGAAGGCAGGGAGCAGAGGUGCAGAUGAACCUGCAAAACUGGUUGAAAAAGAGCCAUCUGAAGGCAAAAAGAUAAAAGCAGAGAAAGAACAAAGCUGGUUAGGGAGACUUGUGUCUCAGCUGCAAAGAAGGGCUCAGUUCUUACGCCAAGUCUGCCAUGAAAUGACUGAAAAUGACGGACCGCUAAGUGAAGCUAGUCUGGACCUCGCUGGGGACGGUGCGUCUGUAGAUGACCUCAAUUGUAUUCAAGAACAAGUUAAGUUAAUUUAUUUGUCAGACAGGCUUUAUGUUGAUUUAGAGCAAGAGUUUCAGCAAAGUGAAGUAUUUCAGAGUAAACUUCAAGCUUUAUGCAAAGUGCAAGACACAAAGUUAACCGAUGAACAGGAAGAUUUAAAUCAUACCUUAUAUCAGCUUCAGGAGGACAACAGUGUGCUAAGAGAGGAACUAGAACAAGCCGAACAAAAGAUAAUAUCUGUAGAAACGGGGAACCAAAAACUCCUGGAAGACAUACAAAAAAUUGAGGAUUAUCACAAGGAACGGAUGCAAAAACUGGAGUCAGAGUUUCGAGAGAAGAUAGAGGAACUGCAGCAGAUCCACGAGGAGGAGAUGAAACACUUACACGGCUACUAUAUUAAGUCUGGUGUUUCAAGAGAGAAACAAGGCAAACCCUGCAUGGAAGCUACUUCUCCUCCACCAGAGCAGGCUGUCACAGUAGGAAAACCCCAAGAGGACGUCCAGAUAGGUAUGCUGGGAGCUGAUGCAUCUGCAAUGAGAGAGGCUUACCUGAAAGAUCUGGAAAAACUUCAGGUGAAGACUGCAUCCUGUGAUCAGGGGGUUUCUGCCAUGGAGGAAAUGCACAGGAAGCUGAUAGGAGACCUGCAACAGCAGCAUCAGAAGCAGGUAGCUGAACUUCUGAAAGAGAAAGACCAGCUCCUGCAAGAGGAGACAGCUGCCACCCUGGCUGCCAUUGUAGCAAUGAGAAGAGCACAUAAACAGGAACUGGAGAGAAGCAGACAAACCCGGCUCAUCAAGGACAGUGGUGACCUCACAGAACUCCACAUAGAGUAUGAGAAGGAGAUUCGAUUAUUGCACCGAGAGCUCGAGGCACUGUCGGCUCAGCACACUGAGAAAUGUCUGGAAAACUCUCAGCUCAGCCAGGAGCUGCAGGACGGGAGGAAAUCAGUGAUGCAGUACCAGAAAGAAAACCAGGAGCUCAGAAAGAAGCAGACGAAGGCAGAUGAGAUGUCUCAGCUUCAUGAGAAACAGUCACAUGCUGCUCCUCAGCUGAACAACCCGUACCAGAUGGAAGACAAAUUUUUAUUGGAGAAAAAGCAGAAGACAUUUGGCGCUAACAACCACAACGAAGCCCACCAGCAAGGAAACAAAGAUUCAAAGUUCGCCACCUGGUCCACUAACAGGGACACUUCUGCACACAAUGUCGAUGAUUCCGUAAAAUCGAAGAGUAACCCUGCUUUUCCAAAGAAAACAGACAGAUCUUUCUUCAUGCGUCAAAUACGAGGAAUUAGAUCGAAGAGCUUAAAAGAUGGCCUUUCUCUCCAAGAAAAAAUGAAGUUGUUUGAGUCGUUUUGAUUCAAAGAAGAUGAAUUGUUGGUAUCUAUAAAACUUCUGCUGCUUCAGAUCAGUUGAAGACAUUUAAUUAUGUAUAUUGACACCAUAUUUUGUUAUUUGCCUGCGCACUAUUAUGUUUAACUUUUUACUGUAUAAAAAAACGUGUUGGGUGUUUGGAGCAGAACUGUCACGACUUCAAAGCAUCAGAUCGCCACUAGAGGGCGCAAAAAACACAUGAUGGUCUAGUCCGAUUAUGUUAUUGUUUACAGUUGAAUAGUUUGUGCAGGGAUUUUGU
This is a messenger RNA of Cololabis saira (Pacific saury), 5604 nucleotides long. RefSeq names its product trichohyalin-like. The record is from RefSeq and is a predicted model, not a curated record. Bases 345 to 5330 code for a protein of 1661 amino acids. Gene Ontology annotation, cellular component: actin cytoskeleton. Gene Ontology annotation, biological process: actin filament organization. Lineage: Eukaryota; Metazoa; Chordata; Actinopteri; Beloniformes; Belonidae. The transcript has 17 exons. Gene Ontology annotation, molecular function: actin filament binding.